AUCUCUUCUUUCCCAAGUCACAUGGCUUUGCAAAUUGCUAUAUAUACGUUACGUACGCAGCCGCAAGUUGCCAGUAUGAUAUGCUCUCGAGCAUUCUUCUCCAGCUCCAUCCAAGAAAGCACACAGGCAACAUUAGCUCAAGAAGUCAAGAUUAUGGGCGACCCAGCGAGGCCAGAAACCAUGCGCGCCGUCCAGUACAGCGGCUAUGGUGGUGGUGCCGCUGCUCUCAAGUAUGUGGAGAUCCCAGUUCCAUCACUGAAGAAAGAUGAAGUUCUUAUAAAAGUUGAAGCUGCAAGCAUCAAUCCAGCGGAUUGUAACAUCCAGAAAGGGCUGCUACGUCCUUUUGUUCCGAGAUUUCCGUUUAUUCCAGUAAGCGAUGUUGCUGGAGAGAUUGUCGAGGUCGGUGCUGCAGUAAGUGAGUUCAAAGUUGGUGACAGAGUUGUGUCCAAAUUGAUAUUCUGGAAAGCUGGUGGCCUAGCAGAGUAUGUAGCAGCAUCCGAGAGCGUCACCGUAGCGCUUCCGGCCGGAGUAUCGACCGUGGACGCCGCAGGGCUGCCCGUGGCCGGCCUCACCGCACUCCAGGCCGUGAGGGCCAUUGGCACCAAGUUCGACGGCACGGGCAGCGGCAGCAACAUCCUGAUCACCGCAGGGUCGGGCGGCAUCGGCACGUACGCCGUCCAGCUCGCGAAGCUCGGGAACCACAAUGUCACCGCCACCUGUGGCGCGCGCAACCUGGAGCUUGUCGCCGACAUGGGUGCCGAUGAGGUGCUCGAUUACAAGACCCCGGAAGGCGCGGCGCUGAAGAACAAUUCUGGCAAGAAGUACGACUACAUCGUCAACACCACGAACGCCGGCAAGUGGUCGGCGUUCAAGCCGGCGCUGAGCAGCCACGGCAGAGUCGUCGACCUGGCCCCCAACCUGGCCAACUUUGUCGCGUCGAUGCUGACGUUGUUCUCCAAGAAGAAGAAGCUGUCCACGGUGCUGCUGUCUCUGGGAAUGGAAGAUUUGAGGUUUCUGCUUGAGCUGGUGAAGGAAGGGAAGCUCAAGACCGUCGUCGACUCCCGGCAUCCAUUCGACAAGGCUGCGGACGCGUGGGAGAAGAGCAUGAGCGGCCAUGCCACGGGGAAGGUCAUAGUUGAGAUGUGAGUUACGCGUGUAUGUUUCAGUGCUGAUUUCUGCCGUCAUGUUUGCCAUGCAUAUUAUUCACUUUGUACCUGUUUUUUCGGCAAAGUGAAUUAUUUCUUGCCUAAAGGAAGUUUUCCCCUCCAUUUCAUAUUAAGUGAUUUUCUAUUA
Messenger RNA from Brachypodium distachyon (stiff brome), 1293 nucleotides. RefSeq names its product chloroplast envelope quinone oxidoreductase homolog. NCBI's taxonomy places the organism in Eukaryota, Viridiplantae, Streptophyta, Magnoliopsida, Poales, Poaceae. The record is from RefSeq and is a predicted model, not a curated record. The transcript is spliced from 4 exons. Gene Ontology annotation, molecular function: oxidoreductase activity. The coding region runs from base 22 to 1146 and encodes 374 amino acids.